Messenger RNA from Anoplophora glabripennis (Asian longhorned beetle), 731 nucleotides. RefSeq lists its product as uncharacterized. The transcript is spliced from 4 exons. The record is from RefSeq and is a predicted model, not a curated record. NCBI's taxonomy places the organism in Eukaryota, Metazoa, Arthropoda, Insecta, Coleoptera, Cerambycidae. Gene Ontology annotation, molecular function: protein binding. The coding region runs from base 12 to 731 and encodes 239 amino acids.
UUCUUCGUUGAAUGAACAUGGCAUCUGCCAAAAACUACAUUAAAUCUAUUGUUGUGCUUGUAACAUUUGUUUCAACUGCACGACAAGAAUGUAUUAGAGACGCAUAUACGGUGCCGCAGGGAGAUAUAGUGCUUCGUUAUGGAGAAGCUUUGAAUAUUACUUGUAAUUUGCUCAAAGAGGGCGCUGGUAAGGACGAUUUAAAUGCGAGUUCUCGAUUAUUUUUCAUGCGAGAUAAUAAGCCUGUUCCACCCGAGAUGGUCAAAAUCAUCAAUUCUACUAGCAUUAACUUAUACGUUGGAGAACAUCCAAAAACGACAGAAGCUAAUUAUUAUUGUUACUUUAAUGCAACUGAAGGCAGUCGAAUGAUUUGUAUGAACUCUGUUUAUGUUGGUGAAAAUUUAACGGUUACGACUACGUCACCCCAUUCCAUAGAACUUUCGUGGACGAUUCCCGACUCUAUGAUUAAAUUUCCACCAGGACUUCAUCAUAGGGUGUUAUACCGAUCGGAAUAUGAAGAAGAGUGGCACUUGGGAGGCAUUAUAAGAGGGGUUAAAAAUAGAACCCUGUGGUUCACAUUAGAAAACCUGAAAUACGCUCAUACUUUAUACGAUAUCAGAGUUAGUAUGAGGUCUUCGGUGGCAGAUGAAGACGAUGAGUCUAUGUGGUCGGGAAACGCAACGAUAACCGUCAGAACGGAAAGAGCGGUGUCCGACGGUCCUUCUAAAUUUUAA